Messenger RNA from Nothoprocta perdicaria, 2237 nucleotides. It is a transcript of the gene IQUB, whose product is annotated as IQ motif and ubiquitin domain containing. The coding region runs from base 1 to 2184 and encodes 727 amino acids. Gene Ontology annotation, biological process: cilium assembly. Gene Ontology annotation, cellular component: motile cilium; acrosomal vesicle. Lineage: Eukaryota; Metazoa; Chordata; Aves; Tinamiformes; Tinamidae. The transcript has 11 exons. The record is from RefSeq and is a predicted model, not a curated record.
AUGGAAGAUCCCCCAGGCAGCCGCAGCAAGGUAGAUGAAACGGAACCAUCAGGCGCAGAGCAGCCCGCGGAGACCCCCCAGACAGAGGAGCCUCGCGAUGGCGGCCGGGCAGCGAGCGCCGGGCCCUCGGGAAAGGCCCAAGGGGAGGCCGGCGCGGAGCCCCCGCCGCUGGUGGCGCAGGGCCCGGGGCGCGGAGCGGAGCUGCCGGAGAGCGCGGAGCAAGCGGGCGUUGAGCCCCGCGCCGCCCCCAGCCUCGCCUCUGCCCCUUGUCCCGAGUUAACACCCUUAGAAAAGGAGCAGCAAACAUCCCGAGGCUCAGCGCGGUCACAGGAUGCAGCGAGUGACACGGCAACAGGAAGUUUGAUUGAGGAUAAUGAAAAUCCUACAGGACCUGAGGCAGAAUUUCCUGAAAUUUUCCAGACGGAGGCAUUAUGUCUUCAUCCAGCACAUUUUUCUAGGAAGGUGAUUCAACGUGAAUACCACAUGCCUGACGUAAUAACUGUCAGAGUACAAACAGAUUGUGAUUCAUUUCAAGAUUUAACUGUAAAAAUAGAAAGGCCAACCUAUCAUAAACCAUUUCUGGGUGGAUUUAAACAUAGGAUAACAGGAGUGGAAUUUCACAAUGCAGGCUCACAAACACUACCCAAAAAACGACCUGACAAAGGGAUUGAAGUAUUUUGUAGGGAAACACAGACUGUUUUCGAAAAAAAUAAACUCCAACAAACAAUAAAUACAACAUCCACGCAGAUGACUAAAAUUGGUCUUUAUGUGUCAAACAUGACUGACAGAAUAAUGAGACCUGGGAAAUACAUUACAGCAGAUGAAUAUCAUAAACGUAGACUGGAAGCAGUAAUAGUAUUGCAGACCUACUUCCGUCGCUGGCAUGCUAUAAAUUUAGUACAAAAUCUGAGGGAAAAAAAGAGGUUAAGGCUGGAAUGGGAGGCACAAGACGAGUUAAGGAAAAAAAAAGAGAAAGAAGAAAAGCUGCAAAGUGAGUACAGGCGGAAACUGAAUCCCAGAACAAAAGAAGACUACGAGCUACUUUACCGUGCAUUAGAAGUAUGGAGGCAGGAGGAGACUGAACGGAUUAACAAAAGUCUUACUGGAACCCAAAGGAAGGCAGCCCUUUGUGGACUUCUGGAACAAGAGGCGAAGUUGAUUGCUUCCAUUGGCAGGUACAAACUAGACACCGAUGAGGAGAAUCGACAAAAAACAAUUCUGCGCUUCCUGGGUAAGUGUGCAGAGCCGAAGAGAUGGAAAGCAUUUGAUGGAAAAAUCACGGAAAUGGAUACACAGCACACGCUCCGUGCCAGAGAGCUCCUUGAAAUCUACCGCAGCAUCAGCAUGAACGAAAUCCCCAAAGAGGAGAGAAUAGACGUGCUGCUAACGCUCAGGCGUACAGUGAAGGAACACGAUUGUAAAUUAACACAGGAAAUAGUAGAAUUGAUUGACAGGGAAGUCGAUCUUAUGAUGAGAGAUGUGAAAGAAUGCAACUUAGAAGGACUGAGGAAAAGGAUUUGUACGCUAUUUCUACAGUAUAUUAAAACUCCAAAGUUUAACCCUGAAGUUGCUAGAAUACUUAAGGUUCCACCAGAUCCCUUACAGCUUUAUAAAAACGUUAACUUCUGCCGGAGCUGCAGAAAUUACCUGGCGUCUUCCGAGUUUGCGGUCCCUGCGAGUUCGCGCACCGUUGGCAGGUGCCGUUUGUGCUGCCAGGUCGACAACGAGGCUCGCAAGCGAGAAGCUUUUCUCAAGUACAGACUUAUGCUAAAAAAUCUCAGAGAAUCUGAAGCUGAUUAUGAGGAUGAUGCCAAAAUUGUUUACUUAAUUCAGCAAGAAGAUAUGCAGUACAUGGUUGAGAAAAUAUGGGACUGUCAGUCAGCUCUUAGUGCCUGUGAUGACCUCUAUGAUUUGGUUAUGGCCAGAUGGGAUAAGCACCAUGAGUGGUCUCCAUGGAACACUAUUCUGCUGACUAAAGAUGAGGCAGAUGCACAUCUUAAACUGUGCAACCUUCAGGAGGCAUAUGAAGCUGUAUUUAUUCACAGAAUAAAGCGUAAGCAUAUCCAGGCAAAAAAAUACUUUGCUCAGAUUCCAGAGAUGGCAUCCUUUCUGCACAGGAGUGGCGAUCAGGCUGAUACAAAUGAAUGCUUAAUAGCUAAGCCUAUUUCUGGUACAAAAGCAUGACUUAUUCUACAAGUUAAGUGUAUUAUUGAUUAAUAUGAUUUCCCUAACGUCUU